This is a messenger RNA of Diceros bicornis minor, 2277 nucleotides long. It is a transcript of the gene RPN1, whose product is annotated as ribophorin I. NCBI's taxonomy places the organism in Eukaryota, Metazoa, Chordata, Mammalia, Perissodactyla, Rhinocerotidae. Gene Ontology annotation, cellular component: membrane; oligosaccharyltransferase complex. The record is from RefSeq and is a predicted model, not a curated record. The coding region runs from base 16 to 1845 and encodes 609 amino acids. The transcript is spliced from 10 exons.
UAGCUCGGUCCGGUCAUGGAGGCGCCCGCCGUCCGUCUGCUCCUGCUCCUGCUCCUGUUGCUCGGGGCCUGGGCCCCGGCGCCAGGCGGCGCCGCCCCGGAGGCACCGCCGUUGGUCAACGAGGACGUGAAGCGCACGGUGGAUCUCAGCAGCCACUUGGCCAAGGUGACAGCCGAAGUGGUCCUGGCGCACCCGGGCGGCGGCUCCGCGUCCCGCGCCGUCUCCUUCCUGCUGGCCCUGGAGCCCGAGCUCGAGGCCCGGCUGGCGCACCUCAGCGUGCAGGUGAAGGGAGAAGAUGAGGAAGAGAACAAUCUGGAAGUACGAGAAACCAAAAUGAAGGGUAAAAGUGGGAGAUUCUUCAUGGUCAAGCUCCCAGUUGCCCUGGAUCCUGGGGCCAAGAUUUCAGUCAUUGUGGAAACAGUCUAUACCCAUGUGCUUCAGCCGUAUCCAACCCAGAUCACCCAGUCAGAGAAACAGUUUGUGGUGUUUGAGGGGAACCAUUAUUUCUACUCUCCCUAUCCAACGAAGACACAGACAAUGCGUGUGAAGCUUGCCUCCCGAAAUGUAGAGAGCUAUACCAAGUUGGGGAACCCCACACGCUCUGAGGACCUGCUGGAUUAUGGACCUUUCAGAGAUGCCCCUGCCUUUAGUCAGGAUACUUUUAAAGUACAUUAUGAGAACAACAGCCCCUUCCUGACUAUCACUAGCAUGACACGAGUCAUCGAGGUCUCUCACUGGGGUAAUAUUGCUGUGGAAGAAAACGUGGACUUGAAACACACGGGGGCUGUGCUGAAGGGGCCUUUUUCGCGCUAUGAUUACCAGAGACAGCCAGACAGUGGAAUAUCCUCCAUCCGUUCUUUUAAGACCAUCCUCCCUGCUGCUGCCCAGGAUGUUUAUUACCGGGAUGAGAUUGGCAAUGUUUCCACCAGCCACCUCCUUAUUUUGGAUGACUCCGUAGAGAUGGAAAUUCGGCCUCGCUUCCCUCUUUUUGGAGGGUGGAAGACCCACUACAUUGUUGGCUACAACCUCCCAAGCUAUGAGUACCUCUAUAAUUUGGGUGACCAGUAUGCACUGAAGAUGAGGUUUGUGGACCAUGUGUUUGAUGAGCAAGUGAUAGAUUCUCUGACGGUGAAGAUCAUCUUGCCUGAAGGGGCCAAGAACAUCCAGGUUGACAGUCCCUAUGAAAUCAGCCGGGCCCCAGAUGAGCUGCACUACACCUACCUGGACACAUUUGGCCGCCCUGUGAUUGUUGCCUACAAGAAAAAUCUGGUAGAACAGCACAUUCAGGACAUCGUGGUCCACUACACGUUCAAUAAGGUGCUCAUGCUGCAGGAGCCCCUGCUGGUGGUGGCUGCUUUUUACAUCUUGUUCUUCACCGUCAUCAUCUACGUCAGGCUGGACUUUUCCAUCACAAAGGAUCCAGCCGCGGAAGCCAGGAUGAAGGUGGCCUGCAUCACAGAGCAGGUCUUGACCCUGGUCAACAAAAGAAUAGGUCUCUAUCGUCACUUUGAUGAGACCAUCAAUAGGUACAAGCAGUCCCGGGACGUGUCUACCCUCAACAGCAGCAAGAAGAGUCUGGAGACCGAACACAAGGCCUUGACAAGUGAGAUUGCAUUGCUGCAGUCCAGGCUGAAGACAGAGGGCUCUGACCUGUGUGACAAAGUGAGUGAAAUGCAGAAACUGGACGCACAGGUCAAGGAGCUGGCACUGAAGUCAGCAGUAGAAGCUGAGCGGCUAGUGGCCGGCAAGCUCAAGAAGGACACGUACCUCGAGAAUGAGAAGCUCAUCUCUGGAAAGCGACAGGAGCUGGUCGCCAAGAUCGACCACAUCCUGGAUGCCCUGUAGCCCUUGCCUGUCGUCCGCAGUGGGCCCAGGGUGCUGCGCUUGCAGAUGGCGGGGGGGCCGGGGAAGGGGGCUAAUGUUGAACAUGGAGGCCAGCAAAUGCUGGCAUCUGUAUUUUGCAAAAGGCCUUCAAGGAAAAGAAACCAGGCCUGGCUUCAGGCAACACAAGAAGCUUUGUUUUUGUCCCUAAAGCAUUUCUUUUUUAAAGAAGUCUUAAAUCCCAUUAAAAACAAAACAUCUUCUUUGUUUUAAACAAAGAAAUUUUCCAUAGUUGAAGGUUUUGUUUUGUUCUGAAGCCUAGGAUGUUCUUUCAGCCUAUAAGCCCCUUGUUUUAUGCCUUUCUGAUUCCUGAUGUUUGGGUAUUUUGCGAGUGUGUGUGUGUGUGUGUUUUUUAAAGUGUGUGUGAUCAAAUGAAAAUAAAACAGGGACCGUGAA